This is a messenger RNA of Phialemonium atrogriseum, 1665 nucleotides long. Its product is annotated as P-loop containing nucleoside triphosphate hydrolase protein. The transcript has 5 exons. Lineage: Eukaryota; Fungi; Ascomycota; Sordariomycetes; Cephalothecales; Cephalothecaceae. Gene Ontology annotation, cellular component: nucleolus. The record is from RefSeq and is a predicted model, not a curated record. Gene Ontology annotation, molecular function: nucleic acid binding; RNA helicase activity; ATP binding. Gene Ontology annotation, biological process: maturation of LSU-rRNA from tricistronic rRNA transcript (SSU-rRNA, 5.8S rRNA, LSU-rRNA). The coding region runs from base 1 to 1665 and encodes 554 amino acids.
AUGGAUUCCAGCCUCAGCAAAAAGCGUAAGCUCAAGGACGUCGACGUCGGCGACGCCACGGCACCGGUCGUAUCCAAGAAACCCAAAGACGACGAAACCCAACCGCUUUCCGACGAUGACGGUGAAGGCGACUCGGACCUUGAAACCGGCAAUGUUGCAGCCCAGGAUGCCCCCAUCCUGCCUCCCGCGGCCGAGUCGCAAGCGUUUGAACAUCUCAAUCUCUCGGAGAAGACCAUGAAGGCAAUCAAGGACAUGGAGUUUACGCAGAUGACGGAGAUCCAACGCAGGGUUCGUCUAGAUGACUCCAAGGCAGACCUGACUGCCAUACCGCCACUUCUGGCGGGGAAGGAUGUGCUGGGCAAAGCAAAGACAGGCUCGGGGAAAACAUUAGCAUUUCUUAUUCCGGCAAUCGAGACGCUCAGCUCGUUGCGCUUCAAGCCCAGGAAUGGCACUGGAGUCAUUGUCGUCUGCCCAACCCGUGAGCUGGCCCUCCAGCUUUUCAGCGUGGCUCGCGACUUGAUGAAGUACCAUUCGCAAACAAGCGGUAUCGUGAUGGGUGGGGCGAACAGGAGGGCCGAGGUGGAAAAGUUGACCAAGGGCGUCAAUUUGUUGGUCGCGACACCCGGCAGGCUACUCGAUCAUCUGCAGAAUACCCCCCAGUUUGUCUUCAAGAACCUCAGAUCCUUGAUCAUCGAUGAGGCGGAUCGGAUAUUGGAGAUUGGUUUCGAGGACGAAAUAAGGCAGAUUGUCAAGGUUCUUCCGACGGAAAGGCAGACGAUGCUUUUCUCUGCGACACAGACGACGAAGGUCGAAGAUCUCGCAAGGAUCUCCUUGCAACCAAACCCUCUCUUCAUAGCCGUCGACGAUACGGCGCAGUACAGCACGGUGGAGGGGCUCGAGCAAGGAUACGUCAUCUGCGAAGCAGACAAGCGGUUCCUCCUGCUCUUCUCCUUCCUGAAGAAGAUGCGGCAAAAGAAAAAGGUCAUUGUCUUCUUCAGCAGCUGCAACUCGGUCAAGUACUACGCCGAGCUGCUCAACUACAUCGAUCUCCAGGUCCUGGAUCUUCACGGCAAGCAGAAGCAACAGAAGAGAACAAACACCUUCUUCGAGUUCUGCAAUGCUGAAAAGGGCACUUUGAUCUGCACUGAUGUUGCCGCCCGUGGCCUAGAUAUCCCAACUGUUGAUUUCAUCGUGCAAUUUGAUCCCCCCGAUGACCCUCGUGACUACCUCCACCGUGUCGGUCGGACAGCAAGGGGUAGCAAUGGCAAAGGUCGGAGUUUGAUGUUCCUUCAGCCCAGUGAAGUUGGCUUCCUCGGCCAUCUCAAAUCUGCCCGCGUACCCAUCGUCGAGUACGACUUCCCCUCGAACAAGGUCAUGAACGUACAGUCUCAGCUUGAGAAGCUCAUCAAGAGCAAUUACUACCUCGCACAAAGCGCCAAGGAUGCGUACAGAUCGUAUCUCCAUGCGUACGCCAGCCACAGCCUGCGAUCCGUCUUCGACGUGCACAAGCUCGACCUGGCCAAGGUCGCAAAGAGCUUCGGCUUCACCACGCCGCCGCGCGUCGACAUCACCCUGGCUGCCGGGCUGAGCCGGGACAAGGUCCAGGGCAGGCGACCAUACGGAAGCCAGAACCCCAAUAGGGGCGGGAAGCGAGGGAAAUUCUAG